This is a messenger RNA of Solanum dulcamara, 2503 nucleotides long. RefSeq names its product ABC transporter B family member 29, chloroplastic. Lineage: Eukaryota; Viridiplantae; Streptophyta; Magnoliopsida; Solanales; Solanaceae. Gene Ontology annotation, biological process: transmembrane transport. The transcript is spliced from 11 exons. Bases 45 to 2015 code for a protein of 656 amino acids. Gene Ontology annotation, cellular component: membrane. The record is from RefSeq and is a predicted model, not a curated record. Gene Ontology annotation, molecular function: ATP binding; ATP hydrolysis activity; ABC-type transporter activity.
GUUAAGGGACCAAAAACGCAAAUGCCUAAAAAGAACCAACAUGAAUGCGCCGAAAGCGCGCGAAUCUCCUUUUAACACUGAACUUUCACCGGAAAAUGUCCCUAAUUCACCUGAAACCGCCGUAUCACGGCCGUUCGCCGUCCCUUCGCCACCACAAACUCACUGCCUCACGCCCAGUGACCAAUCCAAUUACCAAUAUCAUCCUCAAUUCCACCUUUUCGACCUCCGCCUUAACAAUAAAAUCAUCAUCCACACGCGCCGCUGUGAACUCCGGGAAAUUCAUUUCUCCGUUCACCUCUUUAGCUCCUCUUAAACCUUAUCUCCUCUCGGAAUGGCAACCAAUUCUGUGUGGAUGGCUCUGCAGUGUAAUAUCCGUUUACUCUCUGUCCAAAAUUGUUCCCAAAGUGGGAAAAUUCUUGUCUCUCAUGAAUCCGUUGGAUGUUGUGCGGCUGAGAGAGGAGUGUUUGGUUUUGGGAGGUUUGUUUUUAGUUCGACUUGUUGGUAAUUAUCUGCAGCAAGCGUUUCUAUGGGAAGCUGCGUUGAAUUGUGUGUAUAAGAUGAGGGUUUGUGUUUUCCAUAAGGUUUUGCAGAGAGAUUUAGGUUUUUUCGAGGGAGAAAGUGGGAUUGCUUCUGGAGAUGUUGCUUAUAGGAUUACUGCUGAGGCUUCUGAUGUUGCUGAUACUGUUUAUUCGCUCUUGAAUACGAUUGUACCAAGUAGUUUUCAAUUAUCAGCAAUGGCAGUUCAGAUGUUGGUCAUCAACCCUGUUCUAUCAUUCCUUUCCGCCUUGGUGAUUCCAUUGAUGGGUUUUGUGAUUGGUUACUUGGGCGAAAAACUUCGUGAUGUAUCAAAGAAGGCACAUCUUGCUGUUGCUUCUCUCUCUUCCUAUCUGAAUGAGAUCCUCCCGUCAAUUCUUUUUGUGAAGGCAAAUAAUGCGGAGUCCUGUGAAAGCAAAAAGUUCCAGUCACUUGCUUUUGCUGACCUAUCUGCGACUAUGGGAAAGAAAAAAUUGAAGGCAUUUAUUCCUCAGUUGGUACAUGCAAUAUAUUUUGGCAGCUUAUUCACAUUUAGCGCUGGCACGUUGAUAGUUUCAAAAGGUUCAUUUGAUUACUCUGCCAUGGUUUCUUUUGUAACAUCCCUGAUUCUGUUGAUAUCCCCAAUCCAGGAUGUGGGAAAAGCAUACAAUGAAUUAAAACAAGGAGAGCCAGCAAUUCAGCGCCUAUUUAGUUUGACAAGGUUUGAACCAGAGGAAAUUGUGAACCCAGAUGCUGUUGACUUAGAUUGUGUUGCUGGGGAAGUAAAAUACUCUAAUGUUUCUUUUAGAUAUGUUGACAAUGGACCUCUUGUAUUGAAAAACAUGGACUUACAUAUUAAAUCUGGAGAAAUAGUUGCCCUUUGUGGACCAUCAGGAGGAGGAAAAACGACUCUUGUAAAACUACUCCUUCGCUUAUAUGUUCCUUUACAAGGUUCCAUUCUCAUUGAUGGUUUGGAUAUUAAAGGCAUACGUAUCGAGAGUUUGAGGAGAAAUAUUGGUCUGGUCUCUCAAGAUACAACAUUAUUUUCUGGAAGUGUUGCCGAGAACAUUGGAUAUAGGGAUAGAAUGACUGGUAUUGAUAUGGAGAGAGUGAAGCUUGCUGCCAGAACUGCAAGUGCUGAAGAAUUUAUUGAAGCGCUUCCUCUUGGCUAUGAGACAAAUGUUGGACCUAGGGGCUCAAUUUUCAGUGGAGGGCAGAAGCAAAGAAUAGCUAUUGCUCGGGCACUUUAUCAGGAUCCGUCUAUUCUGAUAUUGGAUGAAGCUACUUCAGCAUUAGACAGCAAGUCAGAGCUAUUGGUGAGAAAAGCUCUGCAGCGCCUGAUGCAAAAUCGUACUAUACCUCCGAAAGAGUUUGUAAUCCAAGGGUAUGGUCUGGUGGUCAAUGAAGUGGAAGACAAGAGAUCUCAUGUUCAAAUCCCAGUAGAGGCAAAAACACCAGGUACUAGUGAUUGCUCACCGCUUGGAAACAGUUCUAAUGGCUGAACGGGUUUACCUUUUAGAGGAUGGCUGUUUGCGAGAGGUUCCUCGCUCCUCUCUUUUGGAUGGUCAAAGUAGCUUAACAAUAUGAUGUUUAUAUGAAGCUAAAGAUUUGGAUCUUGGAAAUGAAUAUGCAUUUGUUGCUGAAGUAUGAAAGUAUGUCCUGCAACUUUCUUAUCCUUCCAUUGUAAGCAGCUUGUCACAUCAAAUGCCCCCCUUUAUCGGCUACAUCAACAGGCGCUGUAGACCACCAACUAUUUGCCUCGCAUGUUUGAGUGCCACGGGCGAUAUAUUUGGUAGUCUGUAAGGAGCAAUAUGUUGGCACAUAAGCUCUGUUUUUUUUUUUAGUGAAGUGGAUACUAAAGAGGUUUAGUGCUUCUACAUAAAUUAUUUGUUUCUAGUUCUGUUUCACAUUCCAAAGUGUAAAUUGCUUGUAUAUGAUUGUGUGAAUGGUGAAUGAUUAAUUGAUUUAAGUGUGGGGAUUAUCGAUCGAU